Messenger RNA from Patella vulgata (common limpet), 4799 nucleotides. RefSeq names its product chitin deacetylase 7. Gene Ontology annotation, molecular function: chitin binding; hydrolase activity, acting on carbon-nitrogen (but not peptide) bonds. Gene Ontology annotation, cellular component: extracellular region. NCBI's taxonomy places the organism in Eukaryota, Metazoa, Mollusca, Gastropoda, Patellidae. The record is from RefSeq and is a predicted model, not a curated record. The transcript has a single exon. The coding region runs from base 2194 to 3099 and encodes 301 amino acids. Gene Ontology annotation, biological process: carbohydrate metabolic process.
AUUCACAGUUUUCGCAAUAUUCUAAAAUAUCUAACAGUUAUUUCGCUUUCGUGUUGAUUUAUUUUCUUUCUUCGUGUUGUUACUUUGCUUGUAUCGUGACUAUUAAUAUCUUAACAAGCUUACACCCCGUGAUAACCUUUAACCUUUUUUUAACAUGAUUAAAAUGUUUUGAUCCUAUUGUGCUGCUAUACUCUGUAUUUUUGAGAAUCGUUCACCAUGGUUUCGGGGCUUUUGCUUUGCAUUAUUAUUUAGUUGUUGGUUUCUGGUUUUUGGUAAAUUAGGGAUUAAUCAAACGGUGCAGAUCUAAAGUUGAUUUUCACUGAUGCAUGUUGAUAGAAGGAAUUGGAAUUAAUUAAUAAAUGUGCACGACAAAUGACUCACGACUUUAAUGCAUUUCUGCGAACAAUGAUCCAAAAUUUGAACGCAACAAUCUUAAAAUAUAAGAACGAAGUUGUUCAUUUGGUAAAACGAAAUUUUAUGAACAACGAUCCAAAAUUUGAACGCAACCAUCUUAAAAAAAUAAGAACGAAAUUGUUCAUUUUGUAAAACGAAAUCUUAUGAACAGCAUCCAAAGUUUGAACACUACCUUCUUCAAAAUUAAAGGGAUUUCUUCUAUGAACAUUGAAUCUAUUUAGACGAUCAACUUUAGACAGGAAUAUAUUAAGAGUCAGUUCAGUACCGUAGUCGAGGUAAAACACUUUUUUGGCUUUAUUCUAUAAUUGUUGCUAAAAUAAUAGACUAGGUGGCGGAGUCUAUGUGAUCAAUUUUGCAGCUAUUUUCGAAUGACCAGUACGUAAUUUCACGAGUGUGUUUUGAGGUAUUGUCGGCCCGGUCUAUAGGUUUUGGCAUUUGGUCGCUGUUUGAUCGAGUCUACACGCGUGUUUUAUAUGUUUAUAGUUUUAGAGGGUAGUCAUUGGCUGGGAUAAUAUAAUAUAAUCAGCUAUUUUAGAAUUAAAAGUCCUUAUAAGGCGGUGAGGAGUGAGAGAGUGUGUCUUGUACCAGCCUAUCACUGAAUGCAAUCUAACCAGAUAGGAUGUUACUCGAGAGCUUUAUUUUUGGAGUGGCUAAAUAAUGUAGGACUUCCCUUAUAGUGUACAUGCAUAUACAUAGACAUUGACAACCCUGGUGAGAUACCAAGCUUAAUGGUAUGUCUAUAUAAGGCAACACCAUACCCAGAAUGCUUUUAUUUUAGACACCAUGGCACUUCCGGUUUUCUUCGUCCCGGCAUGAGUUUGUAGCCCCGCCCCCUUCGAAGCAGAUAAAACACUGGUUGGUUAAGGUGUUGUAUGCCUUGAUUCAUGGGUUUGGUUUUUUGCAAAUUCAAAUAAUCUUUUCCUUCCUUCGUUAGAACAUUUCAUAGGGUCGUCCCCCAUUUUUUAAGUGGCUCGAAUUUUGCUAGUUGAUUGAGAGUGAGAGUUGGUGUAGAUCAAACCCGGAUCUUAAGAGUAAGUAUGGAAAAACUAUUUAAACCUCUACACGAGAAUUACAGUAAGUAUGUUCAACCCUGGAUCUCAAUCAAUCCAGAUGUUUUCAAGUCUAGAUGUAGUCUUUCUUAUGGUGUUGGUGAUUUUUUUCUGAUUUUUUUUUUAUUGUCAUUCACCCCAUCCUUCACCUUCUUUGGAUAUUUUUUUUCUUGUCGAGUUUAGUACAUAAACGUCCCGUACUUAACUUAGUCUAGUUUUUGUUUAUUUUAUAUUUACAUUUAUACCAUUUCACUCUCUGCUUUCUUCUGCUCAUCAGCACAUAUUUCUAUCUAUGAACGCUUUUAAAUAAAUAAACACAGCUUUUAUAUUCUUAAGCACCGAUAUCAUUCUAGAAUAUUCACAAUCAGCAGAUUCUGUCCCACAAACGCCAAUUUGGAUGAUGCAUCAGAGUCUUGUAUCAUUUUUUUUAAAAAAAAAUAAUUUUUGAUUCGAUGCUAUAUUUUGGAUUUGGUAUUAAGACGAAUUAAAAUGAUAAACAAACAGAUGCAAUAUCCAAAUAAUGGCAUUUUAGUUUUAAGGAUUACUCUUUUCGGUGACAGCAGGUGUCCGUGAUGUGAGUUGAUUAGCUCUGUGACCAGCUAUCACCGGGAAAAGUGGUCUCUAGUAUACAGUACCUAUAAUAGUUUUUAUUGAUUUAUUAACAGCUUGUGGAGACCACAAUUGUCAACUGCCCGCAUGUUACUGUGCUGGUAGCACCAUCCCAAAUGGUAUGCCACCAAAAGAUACACCACAAAUGGUUAUGCUCACCUUUGAUGAUGAAGUCUCUGCUGCUUAUUAUGGUUACUUCCAGCGAUUGUUCCGACCAGGCCGUUACAACCCCAAUGGAUGCCCAGUACGAGGUGGUCUAUUUGUUUCUGGUGAUGGUACCGAUUAUGAUCUUGUCUAUCCACUUUACGCCAUGGGUGUCGAGAUUGCUAGUCACACCAUGACCCACAGAUUCCCUCACACUUGGUGGGCAACUGCUUCUUAUGAUGAAUUUUAUGCUGAGAUUGAAGGUAUGAAAAGGGCCCUAGCCGAGAACUCCGGUGUACCAUAUGAUGCUAUCCACGGAUUCCGAGUUCCCUUCUUACAACUUGGUAGCGACAACAUGUACAAAGCCAUCUACGAUUCCAAACUUGUUUACGAUACCUCCAUGUUUACCGGUUCCGUCUGGGAAGGAGGAGAACCAGUCUGGCCAUUCACUCUUGAUUUCGUACCCCAAGAACAAUACUGUCAACAUGGACCCUGCCCUAAAAACCAAUAUCCAGGACUUUGGGAAAUUCCUGUCCAGCGAUGGUAUGGCGUUGAUGGUCACUCCUGUGCUAUGGCUGAUGGCUGUACUUCAACUGGUGAUGCCGAUGAAAUGUUGGAAUUCCUCCGAACCAACUUCAAGAGAUACUACAACACCAACCGAGCUCCUUUCGGUAUCUUUGUACACGCCAGGUGGUUCCACACAGAACACCACAUCGAUGCCUUGGAUGCAUUCAUCGAUGAACUCAUGAGCCUCAAUGAUGUCUAUAUCGUCACACCCAAACAAGUUAUAGAAUGGAUGAAGAAACCCACGCCCCUUAGCGAAGCUCAGUAUUUCCGACCAUGGUCUUGUGAAGGAUCAAUCCAGGACCAACACAGACGAUAGUUCGUUUAGGUUUUGUGAGAAUCAAGAUGACAUUUUGGGACUUUCAUGCAAUUUUCUGUGAUUUAUGUCAAUUGUCGGUCAGUACAUGAAAACUAUACAGGAUGUGACGUCAGAUCUGAAUGAGAUGAAUCUGUGAGUGAAUGGACAAGAAGUAAUGGCUGAUAGUUUUGUUAACCGUUUGUUAGAUAUUUAUUAAUUAUAAAAAAUCUCAUUCAAUGUCUAAUCCUUAAACUCGAACUAUUUUCAACUCGAACUAUUUUUGUAAGAGUAUUAGACAUAUACAACCUGUAUAAAAUGUAAAUAUGGCGGACGAUAAUCCAUUGGGAAACCUCAAAAACCUCAAAUUAAUGAAACUGGUAAAUUGGUUCUUUUCAUUCCAGGCUACUAACAAAACAUAGCCAAAAACAACGAGUGUUUAGUAGAGUUUAACAAACAUUGAAGCAAAUGGAUGUGAAAUUAUCUAAAUAACGAAAUAUAUUUUCAAAAGUUUCUUUUUUUGGCAAAAAUGCUAGUACACACAUAAAAGACAAAUGUGGUAUAUUCGACUAAAAGAAAAUUCAAUUGGUGUAAAUAAACUUUGUAUAUUUUUGUUGAAAACCCCGCUCGGUUUUAUCGUCCAACACGUAGUCAUAGUUCAUUAUAUAUCUUUUAAACAUAAUAUAUUGAUAACAAGUUCCUCUUAAUAUGGCGAAACUGAUUCGGUAAAACAGGUUCUAGAUCACCAUAGCAACAACAAUCUUUUUGGCUCUCUGUCACGAUCUUUUGUUACCCGAUUUUUUACCCCGAAUAUAUCAAAACGCUCACAACAAAAAUUGAAGUAGACUAAUUUCUCAGAAAGUUCAAGCAUCUUGUCGCAUAAUAAUAGAACUAUAUCAUAAUGUUUGGUUAGCAAUAAUGACGUUAACGUGAACGAAUAUUCGGAAAUUUCGGGAAUUUAAAAUUUAAUGAUGCUUUGAUAUAGUAUCGUUUCCGCUCUUGAAUAUCCAUGUUUAAAGAGGCACGGGCAGAUAACUCGUAACAUUUUUUUUAACCCGGAACUAUUUCCAUACUCUUGGUAGUCAUCGUGUUAGGGUCACGCUCUUCACAAAACGGGUAAGGCUUCGAAAGUUCGAUUACGAUCGAAAUGAAAUUUGACAUGCCUAUUUAUUGUAAAAUUGCGCAUCGAACGAGGGACUUCGAUCUUUGAUAGAAUUUUACAAUUCCAAGAUGGCUGCGAUGACGUCAUGAUCGGUUACUUGUUCAUAUAGUGCGGUCGUAUACUUAGUGAUCGACAUUUCACUUUUUAAAAAAGAAAAAUCUAAUAACAGCGACUCCACUCGUUCUUAUUCCAAAACUAAAUGACCCAAUGCUGCGGUCUGGAGUUGACCUCGGUAUGGCGCGUGAUUCGGUCUAGAGUUGACCUCGGUAUGGCACGUGAUUCCCUCUAAAGUUGACAUCGGUAUGGCGCGUGGUACGUGAUUCUGCUCGUGUUUCUGUUACAUCAGGAAGAUCUAGAAACGGCGAGGUACAGUUUCGUCAAUCAAUGGGGAGCUACUUGUAUAAAAAACACUCUUAAAUUAUGUAUAAAUUGUUUAACAUGUACAAUUGUAUAAAAUCACCCCCGAUGUUUACAUUUUUUAGCACUGAUGUCAAUAGGCUUGUGUUUUAUGGCAGUGUAAAUAAACACCGUGCAUUUAUAAAUAAAUCUAUUUUAUCAAUAA